AAGCGGCUGUCAGAUGUCCCCACACCGGCAUUCCUUGUGGAUAAGCAAAUAGUUCUAAACAACUGUCAGAACAUGCUAAAAAAAUGUGCGGAACUUGGUAUUAAGCUCCGACCUCAUGUGAAAACUCACAAGACGGAGGUGACUGACCGGUUUGAUUAAAAGUUCGAGCUAAAACUCGAACAUCUGUCAUCUAAGAAAUAGACUGCUCAUCUCGUGAAACAGGUGCACCUGAUUUUCAGCAACUUGUGUCACUCCUGCUUUGGCAAUUGAUAAAAGAAGAAAAAUGGUACAGCAAAAGACAUUUUUGUUGAUUGACCAGAAACAGGUCUUAUACAUUGUCUGACAAAAAAGCGAAGCACAGAGAAGAAAUGUUUGAAUGUCAAUAUAACUUCCUUCAUGUACACACCAUCAAUGGAGAAGCAGCACUGCUCCAGACUGGUGGUCAGAAAAAAUGUAUCACUGUCUCAACAUUCAGAGAGGCAGAAUUCUUCGCAGAUUGUGGUUGGGAUGAUAUUCUAUUAGCUUUCCCUCUUGCACCUUUCCAUAUUGGUCGUGCCAAGUCACUAGCAGAUCAUAUCUCAACCUUUCACUUGCUGGUCGACAAUGUUGAUUCAGCAACAGCAUUGGCCAAAUCACCAAUACCUUCUGGCAAAGCUUCAUGGUCAGUUUUCAUCAAAGUUGAUACAGGAUAUGCAAGAGCUGGUGUUCGGUGGUCUGACACAGAAAUGGCUGUAGCGAUAUGUAAAGCCCUUCAGCCAUCAGUGAAGCUUCAGGGAUUGUAUGCUCACUGUGGAGAUUCAUAUCACACGAGCUCACUAACAGAGGUGUCAGCUGUGCGCAAUCGUACAGCUGAGCGUGUAGUGAAACUUGGUGAGGAGCUUGUGCAGAGGGGUUUUGCAUGCCCAAUCAUUUCUAUUGGAUCCACACCAUCGAUGAGUGCCAGUGUAAAUGCUGAAGACCACAAAGUUUUGCAGAAGCUUAACGAGGCACAUGUAGGGAAUUAUGUAUUCUAUGAUCUUCAGCAGGCAUCUCUGCAUUCAUGUUCCUUGGAUGAUGUGGCUUGUAGGGUUAUGACUCGUGUUAUUGGUCAUUACCCACAUCGAAAACAGAUGCUUAUUGAUUGUGGAUUCACUGGGCUAACCAAACAAGGACUGAAUGCUAAUAAAUUUGUUGCAGGAUAUGCCCUAUUUGAGAAUCAUCCAAAUCUAAAGUUAAUUGAAAUGUCACAAGAAGUGGGCAAAGUUGAAGGUGUUGAUGGUAACCUAGAUUUCGAUCAAUACCCAGUUGGAACUGAACUGUUACUGUACCCUUACCAUGCAUGUGCGACAGCAUCUCAACAUCCUGUUUAUUACAUUCACAAAGAUGGUCUUGUUGAAGAGGAGUGGAAACCUAUUAGAGGAUGGUAGCCCCGAGUAUGACUUUUAGUACUGUUAGUUAAAGAGCUUCUGUAAAGUAUUUUGUGCCUCUUGUUAAUUAUACCCAAUCAAGCAAAAAUGCUCAGAAUGAAACAGUUGUUAUCUAGUUAGAGCGCAACUCUGAUAUUCGAUCAGUGGCAUACAGUCUGGCUGACCAGUACUUCUGAUUAUAUGAACAAGUGCAAAAUUGAAUCGAUUCAAGGAUCCCCACAAAAGUCUCCCAGUUCUUCUGCUACAGGAUUUGUAUGCUAUCCGAAAGAUGGGAGAAUGUAGUGGCCAGCGAUGGGCAAUACUAUGAAUCAUAAUUUUUUUUGUAAGUUUUUCACAAUAAAGCCCCGAACUUCAAGAAAAAACAGCAGAAGCAAAGUUGUAGACCUAGUAUUAAACAACAACGCACAGGUUUUAUGUUAAAACUGACUGUGAAGAAGAAAAUACUCUACUGUAAGAGACUGUGGUUUUGUUUUCUUUGUUGCAGCCAGUUUUAACUAUGUCUGUCUAUCUCUUCCUACCCCCUAUUUCAUUAUUUCCCUUCGCUAUAUGUCCAUCUACUACUCCCUUCUCUCUCCACUUUAUCACGCUUACCCCAAUAGGAGGCUGGUGGUUCAUAUCACCACAGUACUUCUUUCCAGCUCAUAACUAAUUUGCGUAUCAAAUUUUAUUGAAGUAAUUCCAGGGGCUUAGGAUGUGCUUUUUACACACAACUUUGCUCACAUAUGCACAUGUAAAAUAUAUUUCACAUGUAUGUAACAUAUUUCACUUGUAUCUGUACACUUAUUUCAAAUGUACCUCUGGCGAACCAUGCCCUACAAUUUCAUUUUCAUACAGAUCAAUGUUUAUGAUGAUGUAUCUCCUGAAUUAAGGGUUAUGCAAUGAUAUAUUUGUGUACAUACAUUCUGCAACAUAUGUGGAUAAUAUCUGAAAAAUAUGUUGGUAAUAGAAUUAGUAGUAAAGAAGAAAUAAUUUAAAAUGUCAUAACUGUGUUGUACAAUGAUAUAUUUUUGAUGGUAUAUUCAGUGGCAUAUGUGGAUAUUGGCUACAUAAAGUGUUGUGAAUAGAGUUAGCAGCAACAAAGUAAUAAAUUUAAAUGUCUUGUA
This is a messenger RNA of Schistocerca cancellata (South American locust), 2509 nucleotides long. RefSeq names its product D-threo-3-hydroxyaspartate dehydratase-like. Gene Ontology annotation, molecular function: D-serine ammonia-lyase activity. The record is from RefSeq and is a predicted model, not a curated record. Bases 369 to 1406 code for a protein of 345 amino acids. The transcript is spliced from 7 exons. Gene Ontology annotation, biological process: D-serine catabolic process. Lineage: Eukaryota; Metazoa; Arthropoda; Insecta; Orthoptera; Acrididae.